CCGGCUUCCGGGAAGCGGAAGCGGAAGUGCCGCCAUCUCCUCCAGCCGAGCAACAGAAGGGUCAGAACAUACGAUAUAUGAGAAAGUAGCGCUACUAUAUUCGCAAAAGUGGUUAUAUGACACGUUGUAUAUGUAAAUGCCGAGCACGACUCGAGGGGUGAUAGUUGUGAAGGGAAGCCGCUGUCGAGUAACUCUGUCACGCACUCACGCGUCUCUUUAUGAGUUGAGUUAGCAUAGCGCGCGCUCACGGCUCUAGAUGAGUGUUUUUAAUUUAGCACCGUGACAGGCAACAGCGCGCUCUUUUAAUCCCGUCUUCAGUGACAAUAACCCGCUUUCUGCUGUUUGGCUGAAUGUCUGCUGGUGUUUGAGAGGAAGAACAGGGGCUCAGCGUUAAAUCACCCCACAUCUGUGCUUCUGGGCCCUCAUGUGGCCGCCGUGCAGAGGUUUGGAGCAGUGGACAGGCUGAACACUGAGAGACCCCGACCUGAGCACACACUCAGAGAGAGCUUGAGAGGGGGGGAGAGAGACUGACACUCCCAGAUUUUGCAGAACCUGAUAGCCAGUCUGUUGCCAUGUCGACAUCAUCGCUGCGGCGACAAGUGAAGAACAUUGUUCACAAUUACUCGGAGGCAGAGAUAAAGGUUAGGGAAGCAACCUCUAAUGACCCAUGGGGUCCCUCUAGUUCUCUGAUGUCAGAGAUUGCUGACUUGACAUACAAUGUUGUGGCCUUCUCAGAGAUUAUGAGCAUGGUCUGGAAGAGACUCAACGACCAUGGGAAGAACUGGAGACAUGUAUAUAAAGCUAUGACUCUGAUGGAGUAUCUGAUAAAGACGGGUUCAGAGAGAGUGGCACAGCAAUGCAGGGAAAACAUCUACGCCGUUCAGACACUCAAAGAUUUCCAGUACAUAGACAGAGACGGCAAGGACCAGGGUGUGAAUGUACGGGAGAAGGCCAAGCAGCUGGUGACUUUGCUAAAAGAUGAGGAGAGGCUACGAGAGGAGAGGAUCCAUGCACUCAAGACCAAAGAGAAGAUGGCACAGACCAGCAGUGCAUCUUCGGCCCCUUCUGCUCCUGCUUUAGGGGGAGGACUGCACUCGGGAGCAGACGCUGAGCAGGCGUGGCCCCAGAGCACUGGAGAGGAGGACCUGCAGCUCCAGCUGGCACUGGCCAUGAGCAAGGAGGAGGCGGAGCAGACUAGCAAUGACCCUCUGGAAGAUGCAGAGCUCCGCUACGCACUCACAGUCAGCCAGGAGACUCACCAAAAGGAGGAGCGUCUGCGCAGGGGAGACGACCUGAGGCUGCAGAUGGCCAUCGAGGAGAGUAAGAGGGAGAAAGCCAAGCCCGAGGAGUCGUCUCUGAUGGAGUUGAGUGCUGUAGAUCCAUGGGGGGCUCCUGCGACAAGCUCCGCAGGACCCUCUCCUCCUCCCACUUUGGCUCCUGCAUCUACUGCUGGGCCAUGGGGCCCCGCUGACCCAUGGGGAGCAACCUCCCCCGCCUCUCCCCCGAGUACUGAUCCCUGGGGAGGAGCACCAGCAACAGUAGCCCUGGACCCAUGGGGCGACUCGUCCUCUAGAGUGAACUCUGACCCCUGGGCGUCCACAGCUGUGACCCCUCCAAGUGCCGACCCUUGGGCCCCCUCAGUGGCUCCGGCCCCUACCCCGCUCUCAGGGUCAACCGAUCCCUGGGCAGCGGAAGGAGCUGCCCCUGCCACUGACGGUCUGACCUCUGACCCCUGGAGUGGCUCUGUUAAACAAACUAACGGCACAGCAGACCCAGAACGAAGAGGCUCGUUGAUGACAGGAGGUGAUACAGGAGGUGGAGGCAACACAGGGUCUCCGGUGCCCUUUGACCUUUCAUCGCUCAGUUCCUCGUUGCCUGUUCGAAAAACACCAGAGUCAUUCUUGGGUCCCAAUGCUGCACUUGUGGAUUUGGACUCUCUAGUAUCAUCAAAACCCAAACCUAAACAACCACCACCACCAAGCAUCUCCUCCACAUCUCACAACCCCUUCCUACAGACACAGGCUCCCUCAUCAACAGGUAUAGGAGUUACUCCGGGCAGUACCAUAUCCAGUAGAGGGGUGUCUCCAACCCCGCCUUCCACUUCUAAUCCUUUUGGCACCACACAGAUGGCAUCCAUCUCCCCUCAACCUUCUUCGCUCGGUCUAAACCAGCUCCGCACGAGCCCUGUUCCCCAGAAUCCUAUGCUGGGUCACAUGCCUCCACCAGUAGUGGGAAUGGUUCAGCCGGGCAUGGGCAUGCCAGGAAUGGGGGUCCCUAUGGUGGCCCCUGGUAUGGGCAUGGGAAUGGUACAAUCCAGCCCAAUUGGCAUGCCUUUUGGUGGUAUAUCCCCCAUGGGUCCUGCAGGAAAUCCCUUGCUAAUGGGCCCCGGAGGGCCUGCGCCACCUGCACUGAUUUUGGGUGGACCACCGGGGGUAGGUGGAGUAAUGGGAACAGGAGGAUCCAUGGGAGGUGGAAACACAGGCACAAGCACCAAUCCUUUCCUUCUUUGAGAGACUUCACCAAUCCCACGUGCCCUCUCCACUAAACAACCAAUCCAAACCUGCCCUAACAACACAAACAGUUUGUGUGUGACAAAAAAAAAGAAAUGUGUGUACAUCUCUAUAUUUAAUGAAAAAAGUACAAACAAAAA
Carassius gibelio (silver crucian carp) is the source of this 2650-nucleotide messenger RNA. RefSeq names its product epsin-1. Bases 573 to 2510 code for a protein of 645 amino acids. Gene Ontology annotation, molecular function: phospholipid binding; clathrin binding. Gene Ontology annotation, biological process: endocytosis. Lineage: Eukaryota; Metazoa; Chordata; Actinopteri; Cypriniformes; Cyprinidae. Gene Ontology annotation, cellular component: endosome; clathrin vesicle coat; plasma membrane. The transcript has 13 exons. The record is from RefSeq and is a predicted model, not a curated record.